AUGAAUCCUGUUGCAGAAUCAACAACAACAACACCCCUCUCAAAUACAACGCCUUCUCCGACCCUUACAUCCUCGCUAAAGUCACUUUCCAGCUUGUCCCACCCGACAGUUACACGAAGAAGAAGUGACAGCAAGAAAAGAUCAUCCCACAAUCUUAAUUGUGAAUCUCCAAGUCGGGCAGCUACAGCCAAUAGUACGGAGUUAGUUUUUACCACGAUUACAGCUCCAUCACCUCGACCAGAUCAUGUCAGUGAGCUUGUACACACAAAGUGUGAUGAUUCAUCAAGGCCCGUUCUUCAUUUACCCCCACACUCCAAUCACCAACAUCUCUCAUCAUCUAAAGUAAACAGUCCCCUCUCAUCACCCAAACAGCCAGCAGAGAACGAAACAUUCAUCACUCCAACCCUACGUCAUCUAACACCAAGCUUAAUUGAAAAUUAUGUUAAGGCAAGAGUAACCAAGCGUGUUCAAAAAACAGAGAACGAAGAAAGAAAACGAAAUGUAUCCAAUGUUGAACAAAAACGAGUCGAUCGGUAUCUCCAUGAAUUGAAUAGAUCUCAAUCUGCUUUCGAAUUGAAUCAUGAAAUUCCUUCGUUUGAUGAAAAGAAAAAACUGAUUCGUAAAAAUCAAAUGUUAUUUCAAAAAACAACGGAGAAUGUCAUCACCAACCAUGCCAAGGACAAGAAAAUUUCAAAUUCUGUUUGUUACAGUGCUGAUCGCCCCCAUAGAUCAUCAACACCAACAUUAUCAACAAGUUCAACGGAGUUCAGAAAAUCUACACCUCUACAAAGAAGUCAUUCGCAAAGAUACAGCAUUAUUGAAGUAGUGCAAACCCUUAAUAAUUACUUUGCAAGAAGAAAUUCGCUCGGGUCUCUUGAGGAUUGCAAGAACCCCUAA
This is a messenger RNA of Naegleria lovaniensis, 897 nucleotides long. RefSeq lists its product as uncharacterized. The transcript has a single exon. Lineage: Eukaryota; Heterolobosea; Eutetramitea; Acrasida; Naegleriidae. The record is from RefSeq and is a predicted model, not a curated record. Bases 1 to 897 code for a protein of 298 amino acids.